UGAGAAUAGAGGCCUGUAAGUGUUACAGGUACUUACAAUUACUUAUUAGGAAGAAGAAUUUUCUUAACAAGCUGAUGGAAAACUGAUUAGUAGCAACAUGCCGGAGAAAAAGAGUGCUAAGGACUCGGACUGUGUCCAGGUUUGUGUCAGAUGUCGGCCACUGAAUGACAAGGAGAAAGAGCAGAGCUGUACACAGUGUGUCAAGGUUGAUGAAGUGAGAGGUACCAUUGUAGUGAAACCUCCAAAUGCUGGAUCAGGGGAGCCUCCCAAAACCUUCACCUUUGACACAGUGUUUGACACAAACUGUAAACAAGUAGACGUGUACAAUAAAACAGCCAGACCUAUAGUGGAAUGUGUCCUAGAAGGCUACAAUGGAACCAUAUUCGCCUAUGGACAGACUGGUACAGGGAAGACUUUCACCAUGGAGGGGGUCAGAUCUGUGCCGGAGUUAAGGGGGAUAAUUCCUAACUCUUUUGCUCACAUAUUUGGUCACAUAGCAAAAGCAGAAGGGGAUACUAGAUUUUUGGUCAGAGUUUGCUAUCUGGAAAUCUACAAUGAGGAAGUCAGAGAUCUGCUGGGUAAAGAUCAGUCUGCCAGACUAGAGGUGAAAGAGAGACCAGACGUUGGGGUGUAUGUGAAGGACCUGUCAGCAUUCAGUGUCAAUAAUGCUGAUGACAUGGACAGAAUCAUGACAAUUGGAAACAAAAACAGACAUGUGGGUGCAACAAACAUGAAUCUCCACAGUUCUAGAUCUCAUGCCAUCUUCACAGUCACCAUUGAAUGUAGUGAGAAAUAUCCUGAUGGUAAACAGCAUGUACGAGUCGGCAAACUACAUCUAGUAGACUUGGCAGGAUCAGAGAGACAGGCUAAAACAGGAGCUACUGGACAGAGACUGAAGGAGGCCACAAAGAUCAACCUGUCCCUCUCCACCCUGGGUAAUGUCAUCUCCUCCCUAGUGGAUGGUAAAAGUACUCACAUUCCGUACAGAAACUCCAAACUUACCAGGCUCUUACAGGACUCACUGGGAGGAAACUCAAAGACAGCUAUGAUUGCAAACAUUGGACCAGCAGAUUAUAACUAUGAUGAGUCCAUCAGUACUUUGCGCUAUGCAAACAGAGCUAAGAAUAUCCAGAACAAGGCAAAGAUCAAUGAGGAUCCCAAGGACGCAUUGUUAAGACAGUUCCAGAAGGAGAUAGAUGAGCUCAGGAAACAGCUGGAAGAAGGAUCAGAUUAUGAGUCGGGGGACUCUGAGGAGGAGGAAAGUGAGGAGGAGGUGGGGGAGGACGGAGUCGUCAGGAGGGUGAAGAAAAAGAAGAAGAAGCGAGGAAAAGGACAAAAAGAACGUAAACACAUUUCCAAGGAGAAGAUGGCUGAGAUUCAGAGUAAAAUUGAGAAAGACAGGAAAAUUCUGGAAUCAAAGAAGGACAUGGCCGAGGAGGAGAGAAACAAAGUGAAGGAGGAUCUAGAGGAGAAAGAGAUGGAACUCAAGAAAUUCCAAGAAGAACAGGAUCAGCUGGCAAAUAAACUAAAUGCUCUGGAGAAGAAAAUUAUAGUGGGAGGAGAAAAUCUGUUGGAGAAGGCUGAGGAGCAGGAACGGCUGCUUGAGGAGUCGGCCAAAGAGUUGGAGGCCAGGAAGGCCAAGGAAGAGGAGCUCCGAAAGGCUCUGCAGGAAAAAGAGCAAGAACAAGUAGACAUUGAGGAGAAGUACAGCUCACUGCAGGAAGAAAUCCAGGGCAAGACCAAGAAACUGAAGAAGGUGUGGACCAUGCUAAUGCAGGCAAAGUCUGAGAUAGCGGAUCUACAACAGGAGCAUCAGAGAGAAAUGGAGGGUCUGUUAGAGAAUGUCAGGCAAUUAAGUCGAGAACUCAAACUACAGAUGACACUCAUUGACAACUUCAUACCUCCAGAGUAUCAGGACAUGAUUGAGCAGAAUGUGACAUGGAAUGAUGAUAUCGGGGAGUGGCAGCUCCGAUGUGUGGCUUACUCCGGUAAUAACAUGAGGAAACAAUCACCACAGCCAGAGAAGGACAAGGAAAAGUAUUCAGCACCAGACCUCAGUAAUAUCUACUUGGCAUACACAGCAGAAACAGCUGAGAAAGCUAUGGAGAAGGCACUGCGACCAAAGUCAUCCAAAUCAGCCAGACCAAAGUCCAGUCGGCCCAAAUCCAGUCGACCAAAGAGCUCUAAAAAGAAACAGAAGGAGGCCAACAUAGAAGACGUGAUACAGUGACUUACAGCAGCCUUGUGCACACUGAUCAUCAUUGAGUUAGCAAUCAUUAUUGGACUUUAGCCUACUACUGAACUCUAAUAACAACUGUUGUGAAAUCAAGUUUCUGUGCACAUUGCUUUGCUUCUGUAGCCAGCAAGUUAUACAAUGUAUUGAUUUUUCUACUUUUCUGAGAAAUCAAAUUAGUGAAGUACCUGUGUAGAUCUGCAAAACGAUGAAGUCUAACGUUUAUGAGUUUUUAUUUAUUUAUUAAGUAUUUAUGAGUAUUCAUCGAUGUUUACCUUUAUAUGUGAUAUUAUUUUUGUGACUAGUCACAAUCUGAAUUCCAUCCAUUUAUUUUUCUUAUAAUUUAUUUUUACAUGUAUUUGCUUUUUUUUAAUACAAAGAAAUGUCUUUUUUCUGUAUAAAAUUAGUUUAAA
This is a messenger RNA of Saccostrea echinata, 2646 nucleotides long. Its product is annotated as kinesin-like protein KIF3A. The transcript is spliced from 18 exons. The coding region runs from base 98 to 2230 and encodes 710 amino acids. The record is from RefSeq and is a predicted model, not a curated record. Gene Ontology annotation, biological process: microtubule-based movement. Gene Ontology annotation, molecular function: ATP binding; microtubule binding; microtubule motor activity. Lineage: Eukaryota; Metazoa; Mollusca; Bivalvia; Ostreida; Ostreidae.